Corvus hawaiiensis (hawaiian crow) is the source of this 987-nucleotide messenger RNA. RefSeq names its product histone H1.11L-like. Lineage: Eukaryota; Metazoa; Chordata; Aves; Passeriformes; Corvidae. Gene Ontology annotation, cellular component: nucleosome. The record is from RefSeq and is a predicted model, not a curated record. The transcript has a single exon. Gene Ontology annotation, biological process: nucleosome assembly. Gene Ontology annotation, molecular function: structural constituent of chromatin; DNA binding. The coding region runs from base 1 to 669 and encodes 222 amino acids.
AUGUCCGAGGCCGCUCCCGCCCCCGCCGCUGAGGCAGCGCCCGCCGCCCCGGCCCCUGCCGCCAAGGCCGCCGCCAAGAAGCCGAAGAAGGCGGCGAGCGGCUCCAAAGCCCGCAAGCCCGCGGGGCCCAGCGUCACCGAGCUGAUCACCAAGGCCGUGUCCGCCUCCCAGGAGCGCAAGGGGCUCUCCCUCGCCGCGCUCAAGAAGGCGCUGGCCGCCGGCGGCUACGAUGUGGAGAAGAACAACAGCCGCAUCAAGCUGGGGCUUAAGAGCCUCGUCAGCAAGGGCACUCUGGUGCAGACCAAGGGCACCGGCGCCUCCGGCUCCUUCCGCCUCAGCAAGAAACCCGGAGAAGCGAAGGACAAAGCUCCCAAGAAGAAAACUGUUGCAGCCAAGCCUAAAAAGCCGGCGGCUAAGAAGCCCGCCAGCGCCGCCAAGAAGCCCAAGAAGGUAGUGACAGCGAAGAGCCCCAAGAAACCUAAAAAGCCGGCCGCCAAGAAAGCAGUUAAGAGUCCCAAGAAGGUGACAAAGGCUGCCAAGCCCAAAAAAGUGGCGGCAGCAGCGAAGAGCCCGGCUAAGGCGAAGGCGGUGAAGCCCAAGGCGGCCAAGCCGAAAGCUGCAAAGGCUAAAGUGGCCAAGGCAAAGAAGGCAGCGCCCAAGAAGAAGUAAGCCGAUUAGUGGCGGAAAGUCUUUACAUUUAAACCCAACGGCUCUUUUAAGAGCCACCCACAUUUUCUAAAGAGGGCUGAAACGCUAAGGCUGCUGCCAUUGCGGGGGAAGGUUAAGCGGGGAGGUGUGCGGGAGAACGGCAGUCUGCUGCUGCUGGUGAAUGUGCUGUUUCCAGUUCAGGAAUAGCUCCAGGGGCGCUUCAAUUGGGAGGGGCAGGGUGGCAGCGUCCUGGAGGCUCCCAAAUUGUGCACAAGGCGCAGGGAUUGGGUGCGGAAGGGCUGAGCAGCUUCCCAGGAGCGCUGUCAGCCCCGCCCCAGA